AUAUAUUUUGUGGCAUGUCGCAAAUGAUAAGUCAAAAAAAAAAAAAACAGUUCUUUCUGACGACAGUUUUAAAACAACAGCCGAAACGUUCUAAGUCCAAAUUGAUUUUUGUUUAUUUUGCCACCUCGUCCGAAACUUACACACACGAAGUGUAAAAAGAACACAAAAUUGAACGUUUAACCCGAAAAAGUAAACUCUCUAAUCUGCGUACUUUUUUGCACAACAGUAUAAAAGUAGUUCUUCAGCAUAAUUUAUGUUACAAACCGUAAGAAUUCACUUUUUCUCACAACAACUCUACAAAAUUUUAGAAUUUUAUAACUUCUAUUAUAUAGAAUGCACAAGCACAGCAAAUUUCACGAUUAAGACAAAUAUAUAAAACAGACACACAUCAGUUUUAUCAAAAUUACAAUGGAUCCGGAAAAGUACGUUGUACAUAACGUAGUACAAUCCACUAUAACACAAUCCAUUAUAAAAAUAUGUGAACAAGAAAUGCCCAAUAACAUUUUUUCUGGAAAAUGUAUGCAUGUUGGUUGCGGUCCGGGUAACACAACAAUGUCGUUGCUCUUGCCAAAUCUUCAUCCACAUGCGACAUUGAUAGGUACAGAUAUUGACGAGGACAUGAUCGAAUUUGCGAACAAAAACUACCGCGUUGAAAGACAUUUGACAUUCGAAGUGAUGGACAUACAAACAAAACGAUUACCUGACAAAUAUGUUUGUGAAUUUAAUCACAUCUUUUCAUUUAACACUUUACAAUGGUGCACUGACAUUCAACAAGCGUUUGUGAAUAUUUAUCACAUGCUUCGAAGCAAUGGGAGUGCAUUGUUUUAUUUUGAAAUAAAGAGUGAUGUUCCUUCAAUUCUCGAAACUUUGGCGACUGAUAACCGCUUUGCACCAUAUAGUCAGGAACUGAGCGAUGUUUAUCUAUACAGCAAACCUGUGAGUUUUUUUGCAUUAGGAAUAACAAAAUUCCUUGCAAGUAUAGGAUUUUCGAUUGAUACUUACAAUGUAGAAGGUUUUACAAUUUACGGUUAUGAGCAUUUUGAAUCAGUUCUUGCUACUACUCUUUCGUCCAUGAGUCCGCUAAUACAUAAACUACCGAUUCAUUUAAGGGAAAAAUUCAGAAAUCAGUUUGCUUCCAACUUUAAAAAAAAGUAUGUACAUUCCAGUAAAAAAAACUCGUUGAAAAACAAUAUAAAUACCACAAUACUAAUAGUGCAUGUAUUUAAAUUGCCACAAUUACGUUACAAAUUUCUACUGACUUCCAAUGAAAUUCCACCGAAUGCAUUGGUUUCCAAUAUUUCAUUGAACGAAGCACACCAAGAGAACGUACAUAGUGUAAUAGAAAUGUAUGCAAAGGUGUUGCGAUAUAUGACUGGAAAAUGUAUGAACAUUAGUUGUGGUCUCGGUGACGUAACAAAUUUACUUGUAUCAGCUCUUGAUCCAAAUGCGACACUGAUAGGUAUAGAUACUAGCAAGUCCGUAAUCGAAUGUGCGAGACAACUUAAUAAAAAUGAAAGAUUAACAUUCGAAGUGUUAAACAUAGAAACCAAAGUUUUACCUGAAAAAUAUGUUUCUCAAUUUGAGCACAUUUUUUCAUUUUGUGCUUUACAACAGUGCAAAGAUAUUCGACAAGCAUUUGUGAAUAUUCAUCGCAUGCUCCGACCGGGUGGAUUUGCAGUUUUGUGGAUUAAAACAGAGAGUGAUAUUUCUGAAAUUCUUCAAACUUUAGUAAAUGAUGAACGCUUUGAAAACCACAUUACAAUGGACAAGACAAAACUUUUACGUAUGUACGACAUCAACUUUUCACUUAAGAGAGAUACAAUAAACAUACUUAAAGAUAUCGGUUUUCUUAUUCGUCACAGCUCUUUCAAAGUAGAAUAUUGCAGAUCUAAAUAUUUUUAUGAAUAUUUAGAUUUCUUUAUCAAUAACAUCUUAACACCAAUGAUAAGUAAUAUGCCGCCUGAAAAAAAAGAAGAAUUCAAAGAAGCCUUUAGAAAUGAAAUUAUAAAGAGAAGUGUGGAUCCCAAUUUAAAAAUAGGUAUAAAUAAGUUACUUCUAAAGAAUGUGUGCAAAGGAGACACAUCAACAAUGAUAUUUGCAGACAAAAGAACAAUAUGAUGAAAGUGUAAAAGUACACAUACACAUUAUAUGAGAUCGAGCAUUCUUGAGUAAUGAUACAAAAUAUAUAUGUAUAAUUUUUUAAUACUAUAGUAAAAUAUAGCAUA
Pseudomyrmex gracilis is the source of this 2225-nucleotide messenger RNA. RefSeq names its product juvenile hormone acid O-methyltransferase-like. Bases 409 to 2118 code for a protein of 569 amino acids. Gene Ontology annotation, molecular function: S-adenosylmethionine-dependent methyltransferase activity. The record is from RefSeq and is a predicted model, not a curated record. The transcript has 12 exons. Lineage: Eukaryota; Metazoa; Arthropoda; Insecta; Hymenoptera; Formicidae.